This is a messenger RNA of Rubroshorea leprosula, 2291 nucleotides long. Lineage: Eukaryota; Viridiplantae; Streptophyta; Magnoliopsida; Malvales; Dipterocarpaceae. The record is from the annotation of a GenBank genome assembly.
AACGGCAAUGCGAGAUCUGGAAAAGGUCCUAGAUCUACGGGUGUUCUCUCUCCCCCUCUGCUGCAUUAGACGAACGAAUGCAGUUUCUCUCAAUGCUAACCACUGCUUGCCGCCUUCGUUGAGCUCCCUGCCUGCCGCCUUCGCUGAGCUCCCUGCCUGCCGCCUUUUAUAGAGCAAGGAGAUCUAGGGUGUUCUCCAGAUGCUCAAAGAAUGUCUCAAGAUAUCAAUGUUCAGUAAUUAAUAAUUGAUAUUGACAACAACAAUUUGUUAAUUGUACAAGAAAGGAAUGAGUAUGAUUCACAAGAGAUUACAAGUGCUAUUGCCUCUCAUGAUGUGGUAAAAGCUAGAGAAUGUGAAGAAAUGUCAGGUGAAGAUGGCAUUACUAGUUGGAUGCCUCAUGAAGCGAUGCAAUUUCCUUCAGAGAAAGAAGCUCGUGAGUUUUACAAUGAAUAUGUUAGGAGAGUGGGAUUUAGUAUUCGAAUAGAAUCAUCAAAGAGAUCCACCUCUUAUGGACCUAUUGAUAGAAAAUAUUAUGUUUGCUACAAGGCUAGUAAGAAGAGACCUUAUGUGCCUAAAUAUAAACUGUCAUGUGAACGUCCAAUCCGAGUAGGUUGUAAGACUCCAAUGUCUUUGCACUUUAAAAAUGGAGUUUGGAUCAUCAUCCAUUUUGUUGAUGAACAUAACCACGAGUUGUUUAGCUCUCCAAAUAAAAUAAGAAAAUUGCGCUCUCAUAACAAAGAACAUUUGUUACAAGAGACAAGGGAGUUAAUGGAUCAAUACAAGUUAGCAGGGUGUGGACCUUCAAAAAUUGCAAGAGUCUUGAAUGUCACAGGCCAAGGUAACUCAAAUAUUACUCCCCAACAAUGUCAAGAGCACUUAAGGAAGAAAAGAGAAAGCAACAUUAGUCGUGAGUGGUUGGUAGUUAUGCAACAAUUCUUAGAGAUGACUGCCUCAAAUGAAAAUUUCUACCAUAGCAUGGAGCUUGAUGAAGAUGGUGUUUGCAGGAGCAUGUUUUGGGCAGAUGGGAGAGCAAGGGAAAUGUAUCAACAUUUUGGUGACGUUGUGGUUUUUGAUAUGACAUAUCGAACCAAUCAAUUCCUUUUACCAUUUGCACCAUUUACCAGCAUGAACCAUCAUGGACAAUCAACACCAUUUGGAUGUGCCCUUUUACCAGAUGAGACCGAAGCUACUUUUGUAUGGUUAUUUAAACAAUGGCUAUCAUGCAUGGGGGGUAAAGAACUAGGUGCAAUCAUCACCGAUCAAGACCUGGCAAUCACAAAUGCUAUUAAGAAGGUCUUUCCGAACACACGCCAUAGAGCAUUACAAUCUCGGUGUGAUCAAGAAGUGAAUGAAGACAUGCAAACCAUGAAAGCAAAGCCAGAUCCCCUUAACUUACAUCCUAUUGAAGUUCAAGUGGGAAAUAUAUACACUAGAAAAAUUUUUGACAAAUUUCAAAGUGAAUUCAAAGCAUGUUUCUAUUGUAUGCAUGAUGAAGUGAACACUUGUGACGGGGUGACCACAUAUGUUGUUACUUAUGAGUUGGGAAAGAUGGUUGACUCACAAUUUGUACGAUGUGGACCAUCAGCUAAGGAAUUUGCUUGUACAUGUGGGAAGUUUGAGACUGCUGGACACCGUGAUCAUUACAAUGCUAUUGCACCAUUAUUAGAUGAUAUGAUGAAGCAGUUAGAUAGAGUUGACAAGCAACAUGAAGGUUUGGUUCUUGAACAAAAUGUUAGCACUCCAGCAAUCUCCCAAGGUGCAAUUUCGAGUAAUAUAACAAUUCGUGAUCUGGAAAGAGCUAAAACCAAAGGCCGACCAAGAGAACUUGGUAGGAUUCCAUCUGGAAAACAAGUGUCACAAAAAGCAUCUCAAGCAAGGAUGCGAACUUGUAGCAUGUGUGGUAUCAAAGGUCACGAUGCUAGGACUUGUGGAAAGACAAAGCAGAAGGUGGAAGCUAAUGAUAGUUUAAGCCAACCACUACAUGAGAAGGAGUGACUUUGAUGACAUAAAGCUAUAAAAUAAUAGGAGGGAUUUAUUGCAUGUCAAUUCCAGCUGAACACAUAUUCCUUCAAUUUGAUCAAGCUUUUCAAUAGCAGGGCAUAUAUGGGUUGCAAAUUUAUAAAAAAAAUACUCUUUGUUUUUAUCAUGUUUUUUUUGUCCGGAUGAUCAAGUUAUGUUAUCAAGUGAACUGAACUUUUUUGUGCAAAAAUUUGUGCUUUUGCAUUAUUGUAUUGAUCAAAGAUAAGUCAAGCCAAUGGGCUUCUUUUGUUUAUUAAAUUGGUGUUGGUUUU